GACACUCGAUUAAGCGGACUGUUUCCCGAGGAGAUCCUUGGGCGUAAUCAGUCGAGUGCAAUCGAGGUCCGGGUGUUAACAAAAAGGAUUCUAAACUUUUACAAAAGCUUUCCUCAGGCGCAAUAACUAAAGAAAGAUACUUCGGAAGAGUUUCUACAGAUUUGCCAUGAAUUAUAAAAGAUUAUGACCCAUGUCUGAGGAACGUGGAGUCCGGUUCGGCCUCCCUGGAGAUAAAACCAACUUUUGAAGACAGACCGACAGUGAGCAUCGAGCUACAGGACCUCAGAGAGUAAGAGGCGAUCACCAUGGCAACACAGUUCAGUAUUGAUGAUGCCUUCGUGUUGGAGGGAGACGAGGAGGGAGCAGUGUCUGAUGGAGAGCCACAGGGAUGGAAGGACAGAGAAGGAGGAGAGAUGACAUUCGGUCCUCUCACUUUCUCCAAACCUCAGACUCAUCCCUCGCCUGCUGCCGCCGGCUCCCUCGAACACAGUAACUUAAAGUAUCAGAAUCUGGAAAAUGAGGACGCUUUUGGCAGCAACGGCAAUUCCUCUUUCAAUAACUUCUUCAAAAUCAGUGACCCUGCCAACCUGUCGUACUGCAGCUCCCAGUGGUCUUUUAGCACCUUGAGUUCUGUCACACAGCUUUCUGCACACUGCUGCGGGUGGGUGUCUCAUCCGCUGGUGAAGAAAAACAGAAAGGUUGUUCUUGCUUCUUUCCUUCUCCUCAUCACUGGAGUUGCUCUUAUUUUCACAGGUGUGGUCAUACAGCUCAAUCCAAAUGCAGGUGUUUCAAGUGCUAUUUUCUUUGUACCUGGAUUUCUCCUCUUCAUCCCUGGAGUGUAUCAUGUGAUAUACAUCAGCUGUGCUGUCCGCGGGAGAAGAGGCUUCAAAUUGUUCUACCUACCUUAUUUUGAAAAAUGACCUUUAAGAGACACUACACUUCCAUGUUACUUCUGUCUUAAAAUGAGUUGUGUUUUUUUUCUUUGUAUUUUUUAAUGCUUGUUUCUUUUCUUGUCAUUGAAAUGACCACUACUAAUUCAACCACUCAGCGCUACGACUGUUUCUGCCACAUGAACUGACUUUACUGUAUGUGUACUCUAAAAAGGAGAUCGGUCCUGCCUGUGUUUUCUAUGUUGUGUGAAUAAUGACUGUGAAAUAACAAUAAAACUUUUUUAUAUUAUCA
Molecule: messenger RNA, 1182 nt
Organism: Notolabrus celidotus (New Zealand spotty)
Lineage: Eukaryota; Metazoa; Chordata; Actinopteri; Labriformes; Labridae
Gene: tmem134
Product: transmembrane protein 134
Exons: 8
Coding region: 306-920 (204 amino acids)
Source: RefSeq, a predicted model, not a curated record